GGCGUGGCUGGCAGGGCUCCGACCACCUCCGGUUCUGGAGUAGAGUGAGGGGCGUCUUCAUCCAAUCCCGCCCCCCACCCACCGGCCCAGGUCCUGACAUCGCGGCCGUUUCCCGGUCCCGGUCCCGGUCCCGGUCCCGGUCCCGGUCCCGGUCCCGGGUACGGCCUGGUGGAGCUGUGCCGGAGCGGGGUGGACUCUGUGCCGAGACGAUGGGCUCUAUGUUCCGCGGUGAAGAGAUGUGCCUGGCCCAGCUGUUCCUCCAAGCCGCCUCGGCCUAUGAUUGUGUCAGUGAGCUCGGGGAGGCCGGUUUAGUGGAGUUCAGAGACCUCAACCCAAAUGUCACAACCUUCCAGCGUAAAUUUGUCAGUGAGAUGAGGAGGUGUGAAGAGAUGGAGAAAACACUAGGCUAUUUGCUGCAAGAAAUUAAGAAAGCUGAUAUCUCUCUGAUGGACAGUGAUGUAAAUCCUGUUGCACCUCUGCCGAAGCAUGUUUUAAAAAUACAAGAGCAGCUUCAACAGCUGGAAGCGGAGCUGAAAGAAGUGACAAAAAACAAAGAGACUCUAAAGAGAAAUUAUCUAGAGCUGACUGAAUACAGUCACAUGCUGAGAGUAACACAGAACUUUGUCAAAAGGGCUUCUGAGCUUGACCUUGCCUCCCAGACUCAAUUUGAGGAAUUUCCUUCGUUGGAUAAAGAGCCACUAAUGGACUAUACCAAUAUGCAGCGGCUAGGAGCCAAGUUAGGGUUUAUAGCAGGCAUAAUACAUCCAUGGAAGAUUGGACCUUUUGAACGGAUGCUGUGGAGAGUCUGUAAGGGUUAUACGAUCCUCACAUACAAAGAAUUAGAUGUUGCUCUCGAGGAUCCAGAGUGUGGGGACGAUGUGAAAUGGGUUGUGUUUUUAGUGUCAUACUGGGGUGAGCAGAUUGGUCAGAAGGUGAAGAAGAUUUGCGAUUGUUAUCACUGCCAUGUCUAUCCUUACCCAAGUACAAAUCAGGAGAGGAACGACAUUGUUGCAGGACUCAACACUCGAAUUCAGGAUCUCCAUACAGUACUAUACAGAACUGAGGAAUAUCUUCAGCAAGUUCUAUGCAAGGCAUCAGAAUCUAUCCACACGUGGCUUGUUCAAGUGAAGAAGAUGAAGGCUAUUUACCAUAUCCUGAACCUCUGCAGUUUUGAUGUCACCAAUAAAUGUCUGAUUGCUGAGGUCUGGUGUCCGUUGGCUGAUCUGGCCAAAGUUCGCCAAGCGUUGGAAGAAGGAUCUAGGAAGAGUAGUGCCACAGUUCCAUCAUUUGUGAACCGAAUACCAACAACAGACACUCCCCCAUCUCUCCUCCGAACAAACAAAUUCACUUCUGGGUUUCAAAAUAUUGUGGAUGCUUAUGGAGUUGGAAGCUACCGGGAAGUUAACCCAGGUCCUUACACCAUUGUCACUUUCCCUUUCCUCUUUGCUGUAAUGUUUGGAGACUUUGGACACGGUCUGAUCAUGUCUGUGUUUGCUUUAUGGAUGGUGCUUUCUGAAAACAACCCAAAAUUAAAACGAACAAGAAAUGAGAUCUGGAACACCUUCUUUGAUGGGCGCUAUAUCAUCCUGAUGAUGGGAAUAUUUUCCUUGUAUACUGGUCUUAUCUACAAUGACUGCUUUUCAAAGUCUUUGAAUAUAUUUGGGUCUGGAUGGAGUGUCAAGAGUAUGUAUAACAACAACAUCUGGAAGGAGGAUGAUCUUCGCUAUAAUCAGUAUCUAACCCUGGAUCCCAAUGUCACUGGUGUUUUCAAAGGGCCCUAUCCAUUUGGUAUUGACCCGAUUUGGAAUCUGGCAAGUAAUCGUCUCAGUUUUCUGAAUUCAUUUAAAAUGAAAAUGUCAGUGAUCCUGGGCAUUAUUCACAUGACCUUUGGGGUCAUUCUUGGAGUCUUUAAUCACUUGCACUUUAAGAAGAAAUUUAAUAUUUACCUGGUAUUUAUCCCUGAACUGCUGUUCAUGAUGUGUCUCUUUGGGUACCUUGUCUUUAUGAUUAUAUAUAAAUGGUUGGCAUAUUCUGCUGCAAACUCCGAUUUGGCUCCAAGCAUCUUGAUUCAUUUCAUUAACAUGUUCGUCAUGCAGCAGAACCAAGAUGCGAAACUUUAUCCUGGACAGAAUGGAUGCCAAAUGUUCCUAGUUGUGAUUGCUGUACUAUCCAUUCCUGUUUUGCUGUUUGGAAAACCAGGAUAUCUCUACUGGAAGCAUCACGGAGGAAGAAACUUUGGGAUGUAUAGGAAGGGCUACACAUUGGUCCGAAGAGGAAGUGAAGAGGAGAUGUCACUGCUGAGAGCUCAUGAAAUGGAGCAAGGAGAAAUGGAUUCAAAUCACAGCAGCCAGACAAAUGGAGCUGAGCAGGAGUUCAAUUUUAGUGACAUUUUCAUGCACCAAGCUAUUCACACCAUUGAAUAUUGCCUGGGCUGUGUAUCUAACACUGCUUCAUACCUGAGACUCUGGGCCCUCAGCCUGGCUCAUGCUCAACUUUCGGAGGUCCUGUGGGGGAUGGUGCUGCACGUGGGUCUUCAUAUGGAUAGUGACUAUGGUUCACUAUUAUUGUUCCCCGCCUUUGCCUUCUUUGCAGUUCUAACUGUAGCCAUUUUACUGGUCAUGGAGGGACUUUCAGCAUUCCUACAUGCACUCCGACUGCAUUGGGUGGAAUUUCAAAACAAGUUCUACACGGGCAAUGGAUACAAAUUUUCUCCAUUCUCUUUUGAGCUGCUUACUCAGAAUAUUGAUGACUUUGCCUAGAAAAUUGCUUUAUGCAUCUGAGUUUGAUGAGUUUUGGUGGUAUGAUCAUGUGACACAGCUUCUCACAACAAACGUUUUGCACUGAAUGCCUUACCAAAUACAUAUGCUCCUUUCUCUACUAAAGAUCAAUCAUUGCUUUUAUUGCAACCUCAGGUACUUUAAAAUUUUAAAAUGUAUAUAGUACAUUAAUGUACCAGGCUUUGUCACUGUGAAAUAGAGAUGCACUGUAGCCUUACCAACAACUACAUAACCUGACAGUAGUUUUUGGUUUUGACCUUUGAAGUUUGCUGUUGGAUGGAGGCAUCCAUUCAACACCCCUCCACUCCCAUCUCUCAGUAAAUAGAAUUCUAAAUUCAAUGUUGAACGCUGCUAAUUCAUUUAACUCUGGAUGUUAUGGUAAUCUAAAGUUCAUACUUGUAAGUGAGAGUGCCAAAUAGAGAUGUUUAGUUCCCAAAGGAAGCUAACUGGGCUACUUGGAGAACUGUGGUAUGACAAGCCUCUUUGAAGGAAGGGAAGGAGCCCACUUUUUUUUAUCCCAGUGUAGUCUGCUCUGUUAACUGUACAGUUUUAGGCAACUAAGUGUCCUGAAACCUUGGCCUUGCCAACCUACUCCCUCUGCUUUUGUACAUGGGUCUUGCUACACAGAGUUCAUAUACUGCGCACCAGGCGAAACGCUCGUCUGUGUUUCUCAGCGACUUGGUUUAGAGUCUCUUGUUGCUGCGCUCUUGAGAUGGUGACUGAAUAAAAGAAAGAGACAUCAACAAAAUUGCAUUGAAACUUACCUUGAUUCAGACAUGGAAGAACCAUUAAAAAGAAAAGCAACUAUUCAAAGAUGAUGUUGGAAAUCUGAAAGAAACAUUGAGAAUGGUGAAGAACCUCAGCAGGUCUGGUAACAUAUGUUUAGAGAGAAACAGUUGACAUUUUAAGUCCAAGAUGGGCGGUACCGUGGCUAUAUGGGCAGCAUGGUGGCUCAGUGGAUAGCCCUGCUCCCUCACAGCGUCAGGGACCGGCUUUGAUUCCCACCUCAGGCAACCGUCUGUGUGGAGCUUGCGCAUUCUCCCCAUGUCUGUGUGGGUUUCUUCUGGGUUCUCCAAUUUCCUCCCACAAUCCAGAGGUGCAGGUCAGGUGAAUUGGCUAUGCAAAAUUGCCCAUAGUGUUAGGUGCAUUAGUCAGGGGUAAAUAUAGGGUGGGGGAAUGGGUCGAGUGGGUUAGGCUGAAGGUUUUGGGCUGAAGGACCUGUUUCCAUACUGUAGGGAAUCUAAUCUAAUCAAUAUGAUGCAUCUUCUGAACUUCAGUUAUAUUGGAUGCACCAUCUGCCCAGAGAUGGUGCCAAACCUGCUGCGUUUUUCCAUCACUGUCUGUUAUGAACUAUUGAUCAUGACAGUUUCCCACCACCUUUCUUGAGAUUGAAAGUUUAAAGUGGGAUUAUUGUGAUAUAUAAAAUAUUCCUUUUUGAAUAUAAUAUUGUCACGAGUGUGUUGAAUUUUCUGUAAAGAUUUUGAAAAUUUAAUCUUACGUUUUCCAAAUUUGAAAGAUGAUUUUGAGUUUUGGUUCCUCUUUUAACUUUGCUUCCAACAUCUAUCUGAAAAAAAAAGGCUGUAUUUGGAUAAUCUUCCUGAACUUCACAUCCUAUCACAGUGCUGUUAUGUGACAUAUACAGUGAAGUUUGCAUGAUGCUAUAGACAAGCUAAAAAUUGCAUUUUAAAAUGUUGAAGGUAUAGCCUGAUUAAAUUGUCAGGUCCAUUCUGGAGCUUGUCCUGUUCAGACAGUGGGUAAAUCAAUCUUUUGGUUUGGACCUCAAGCUGGAGGCAUCCAGACUGAUCAUUGAUCAGUCAGUUAAUUCAAUUGAGAUGGUGAGCAUAUAUUGUGAAUUGGUUUAACAGAUGCCAUUUGUUUAAGGGAAUUGAUACUAGACCAUCCACUCACUAUAUCUGUACAGCAGUAGGUUUCAGACUCAUGUACUAGAAACACUAAUGUUGGCCUUGUUCCCAGGGAAGCCCUUUCCAGAUAUCAACAUAUUUCCACCAACCUCUGAGGCACUGUCAACUUCUUGCAGAAAAACAGUGCUGUCACUGCAGGACGCGCCUGAGGUAUGAACAUGUCAACAGGGAGAACAUGUUUGCUAAUCAGAAAUGUAGAAAUAAAAUAACACAGAAAUCUGCUGAACUCCUAGAUUUUUGCCCCUGGUCUGAUGAUCCAAGUUUUUGUUUACUCAAUGGUGAUCCUUGGCUGGAAAUUAUUCUUAAACUGAUAUUGUGAAGGAAAGAAUGAGCUGCUCCGCAACCUGGUGUCUCAUUCUACAGUUAGCUCCCAACAUUCAAGUAAACAUUGAACACAAAGAUCUGUGUGCCAGCGGUGGAGGGCUGCUGUACUUUGAGAGAUUUUCACAUCUUCCAGAUGCAUAAAACAUGAUUUAAAUUUAAAUUCAACAAAGGCAUACAAUAGAUUUCUUGGCUAUUAGGAUCAUACUAGAUUGUGUCACAAAUGAAAUAUAUUGUACAUUUUUUAACAAAUGUCUCCAAUGUGAUUAUCAUUUCAUGGUUAUGAAUUCCUAUCAAAUUUAGGAAAAUUGACAGAGUGGUUCCUGAAAUUUAAGGAAAUGCUGCUGUGUGAAAUUCACUGGAGGUUUUGAAGCCAACACUGUGACAAAAUGUAACAAUUUUUUUCAGAUAAUGGAAACUUCUUUUUGAAAUUGUGAACAUCUGUUUCUACCAACUAUUUUACUUCUGGUUGUGUAGUUCUGUGUCAUAUAUUGUAUGUCUUUAUGUUGCUUUCAGGAUUAGCAAGAGGUUUUCAGUCUGAGUAAGUCUCUGAAUUAAAAUGUAAUUAAUGUUGGCAGUAAAUUAUAUAAGUCGAGAGUGUGGUGCUGGAAAAGCAUAGCAGGUCAGGCAGCAUCCAAGGAGCAGGGGAAUCGACUUCUCGUUUAUGCCCUAAACACUGAUUCUCCUGCUCAUCGGACGUUGCCUGAUCUGCUGUGCUUUUCCAGCAUCACACUCUCUCGACUCUGAUCUCCAGCAUCUGCAGUCCUCACCUUCUAAUAAGUUAUAAGUUUGAGUUUACUGUGUACAUGUCUUUGUACAUCUCCAUUAAAUUCCUCAUUCACAGGAUCACAUUUGUCUGCUUUGAUAAUAAUUGCUCCAGUGGUUCAUUUUAACUUUUCACUGAUGUUCAGCUGCUGUAAAGGGGAGACUUGUGACAUGGAGGAGGAGGAGUGAGAGAGAAGCACAGGGCACACUGACUGCUGUCACCUUCCCUCCAUGAUGGACUCAUUGCCAUUUUGGAACUCAUUGUUUUGUAUUGUGGUACUUGCUACAAUGUAGCAGUGUAGUGAAAAUGUUUAAUACUUUAAACUAUCUAUACUGCUAAUGUGCUCAACCACAGUUAUCAAACCUGAAAAAUGCUUCAUUGGCAAAAAUUGGUUGGAGACUGCCAAUGGUUGCAAAAAGUACAAUAUAAAUGCAAGUCUGUCUUUCUGUCUUUUAUACAGUUUAGCUGCUCCUAGCAGCAAAGUUUACAGGGAGUUUAUUUGUGUAACAAAGAUAAUUUGAUGCAAUAUCAUUAAAUUUCAAAUAAAUGUAAAGUCUUUUCUAGUGCUUCUGGAAUGAAAUGCUCAAUUAGUUCAGUUACUUGUACUUUUUCUGUCAGGUUAUAAUGUGCUUGAAUUCCCUUAUUUGAUAUGAGCAGAGGUGGUUAUGUUGAUCAGGCUAACAGAUUGAAAAGGUAAUUUAUUGUAAAGAGAUUGUAAAACUCCCAGAUUCCUGCUACAGGUGCAAUUCUGAAAUCACUUUAGUUUUAUUGCAUGUAAAUAAUUAUUUUAUUAAUGUGGCUGUAUAAUUUGUAAAUGUCCCUGGUACUGUAGAAUUUAAUGAUUCAGGACUUCAUACUCCUGUAAAAUCUAUCAAAUUUAGCAAUUUUAAUAAAUAAACUAUAAAUAUUUCUACCAUUUAAUAUUUAAGAUAUUUUUCUCAUUAGCAAUUUUGCAUCCGUAACCUGAUCUAACAUUCACUGUCUGCAGAAAGACAUGGUUAAAAUUGCUGUUAAAAUAUUUUAUGUAUAUAAUAAAUAAUGUUUCUGUUUAACCUUGGAGUACUGCUGCCUGAAUGGGAUUUUAGUUUCGUACCAAAAAUAAAAAGUUUGUAUGUUCAGUACUCCUGUUAUUUAUUUGAUGAAUGUAUCUGAUGUAAAUGACUGACUUGUGGUAAUUGAGGUGACUGGUUAUGUACCCCACCUUAAUAGUGAUCUGCAUCAGCUACCCAACAUCAUUUUUCUAUAAACUGAGUUCUGAAGAAGGGUCACUGGACUCAACAUUAGGGGAGUGUCGUCUUUCUCCAACCCAUCCUCUAUUACCACCAAUGCAGUCUAUUACCUUCACUGUAGUCUCUCUUUGUUCAAAACACCACUGAACUAACUUCAUAGAGGCUGGUGUACCAUCACCAAGUCAUCCUUUAUUUACAGGAGAAAGUGAGGACUGCAGAUGCUGGAGAUCAGAGCUGAAAAUGUGA
Hemiscyllium ocellatum (epaulette shark) is the source of this 7261-nucleotide messenger RNA. RefSeq names its product V-type proton ATPase 116 kDa subunit a 2-like. The transcript has 20 exons. Gene Ontology annotation, biological process: vacuolar acidification; proton transmembrane transport. Lineage: Eukaryota; Metazoa; Chordata; Chondrichthyes; Orectolobiformes; Hemiscylliidae. Gene Ontology annotation, cellular component: vacuolar proton-transporting V-type ATPase, V0 domain; vacuolar proton-transporting V-type ATPase complex; plasma membrane. Bases 210 to 2759 code for a protein of 849 amino acids. Gene Ontology annotation, molecular function: proton-transporting ATPase activity, rotational mechanism; ATPase binding. The record is from RefSeq and is a predicted model, not a curated record.